This is a messenger RNA of Amphimedon queenslandica, 5397 nucleotides long. Its product is annotated as titin-like. The transcript is spliced from 13 exons. Lineage: Eukaryota; Metazoa; Porifera; Demospongiae; Haplosclerida; Niphatidae. The record is from RefSeq and is a predicted model, not a curated record. Gene Ontology annotation, biological process: cell-cell adhesion. The annotation marks the transcript as partial.
AUGUUGCUGGUAGUUCUGCUGUUAUGCUGCCUUUCAGCUACAGCAAACUCUGCCGCGGCCUCGUCCUGUGCCUCCUGCACUGACCUGACAAUUGUUUCUGGAGCCAACGGAACGGACGUUGUACUUGCAACAAUCCGACUCAUUGAAGAUUCGGAUUUAUUCGUGGAUGACCACCAGAUCCUAAGAAGGAUUGCUCAUGUGGAGACAAGAGAUGGCGCCUCUGAAGCAAGCGGAGGUGGUGGGAUUUGGGCCGUCAAUGAAACCGGGUUUGCUUCUCUGGUGGAAGUUAAUGCUACUGGGAUUAGAGCAUACUUUGGGAUUGAGUGGUCCUCUGUGACAUGGAGUGAUUUAAGUGUGCCACUGUACUCGGGGCUAGCUGCUAGACUCCUCAUUAAUCAGCUAGCUGGUGGAUAUGAUUUGAGCAGUACCUCAUCUCAAGCAAUGCUCUGGGCUGACAGCUAUGGGGGAAAUGCAGAGAAAUACAUCAAUGAUACUGUGGGUUUGACAGACUAUCGAUACAACAAUAUAGAUUCUCUGGAGUUUGGAAUGUAUUACAAGAGCACCAUUACGACCACCUCUUACUUUAAAGUGAUGGCCUCCAAUGCUACAUCCAUACUUCAGUUGGUUCUCUCUGUGAAUGGAGACACUCAGUUAUAUGUGUCUAAUCUCAUUGAGCCAUCGGCAGCGUUUCAUUGCAAUAGUGUGAAAACGAAUAGUACAGCUAAUUUACUAUUGAAUGCAAGUCAAUUAUAUAAGAAUGAAGACGAGAGGAAUGUACUGUAUAUAUCUAUAGAAGUUGUGCAAGCAACAGAAGUAUCUCUUGGAGUGUCUGCAAUUGAGCUUGACAAAGGAUCAGAUCCUAUUGACACUCAGGCUGAAGAAUUUGUCAUUGGCCUCUUUGAUAAUCAUCCUGACGCAGAGUACACUCCUCUCCUCAUAUCAGUGGCUACAAGAGAGACCAGCCCAUUCACAGUGACUGUUGAAACUCAGGCUGGUAUAGCAGCCACAGAAACCAUUAAUCCUACUGACAUACUGAGCAUUGUCCUACCCGAUACAUACCUAGUCACUAAUAACAGCGAGAGGUAUAAAGGAGUAAUAGUGAAAGCUGAGAGUGGUAGGACUAUUAGUGUAUCAGUCAGUAAUUAUGACCAGUUCUCAAGUGACUCCUAUCUUGCACUGCCACUGUAUCAGUACUCAGGCGUAACUGAGUAUGUAUAUUACGCUAUCACUCCAGAGACUGACUCUAGCCUCCUACAGAAUAGGGUGCUCCUUGUGGGUGGAUAUAACGAUACAAACAUCACUAUCAAGCCAAAGGAGACUGUUUAUAUACCUCCUGAUCUCUCGCCAACUGGUUUAGAGUAUGAGCUGUCGUCAAACGAGUCUCUGACAAUUCAACUGAACAGGUUCCAGACUUUACUGCUAGAGAGUGAAAUGAGUCUCUCUGGAUCAAAGUUUACUACCACUAAACCAGUAACAUUUCUCUCUGGACACCAAUGUGCUCUUAUUCCUUCCGAUGCCACCAAUAGGUCCUGUGAUAUUAUUAUUGAGCAACUUCCUCCUACCCUAAACUGGGGUAAGACGUUUAUAUUUCCUCUCCUUUCUUCUCAAACUGGCGGAGCCUUCAUAACUAUACUAGCAGCUGAGAAUAAUACUGAAGCAACUCUUCGCUGUACGUCGAUAAGCACUAAUGCUAAUACCACUGACGUAUCCAGUUUGAAUACUACCGGUGACUUCAUUACUUAUUUGAUAUCUCCAGAUGACCUCGUGUGCAGUAUCAUAUCUGAUAAUCCUGUCCUGGUGACAAUAGAUGCCUCAAGUGAAGGUGAUGAUGAUUCCAAUGGAGAUCCAUUCAUGAUGCUCGUACCACCUACCAAACAAUACUCAAAUGCCACGCACUAUUUUGCUCCAUUCAGUGACAAUUUCACUAGUAACUACAUUAACAUUGCUCUUCUUGGUCAACCCGGUGAUGUUUUUCUAGACAACGCAUCUAUAACUGAUGCAUCCUCAGUUUAUGACACUACUGGCUCCUUACUGGGCUAUGCACUCCAGCUCAAUAGCAGCGCUGAAAACAGGACCUUAUCUGUAGCAUAUGGAUCAAAUACUGUAUACACUGCCUGGAUAUAUGGGUUUGAUUUUGCAGUUAGUUAUGGGCAGAGUUUAGGCAUGAAUCUUUUGAUAACUGGUGAUGACAGAGAAUUAACUGUUGCGAUUGAGUCCCAUACAUACAGCAGCGUAGGAAUGAUUCAGAUUAUUUGCUCCACCACUGGACCACCAGUCUACAUAACAGACUGGUACAAAGGGGGAGACCUCAUCUAUCCAUCAUGCAAACACUCUAUCACUAGUAGCAAUACUACAAUCAGCAUCCUGACCAUUUCCUCUGUUAAUAUUGAUGAUAUUGGUCAGUAUACAUGUACUGCUAGGAGCUACUAUACUAGCAGAUCAGCUACUGCAGUGAUCUAUGUGACAUUACAAACUCCAUUUCCUUUGCUUUCACUGAGUACUGACCCAUCAAAUUACAGCCAGUUAGUGUCGGCAACGAGCCCUUUAUUCACAUGCAGUGCUGUCAUUGACUAUACUAUAUUUAAUCCUGAUGAACUGGCUGUAGUGUUUGAAUGGCUACGUAAUGGGGCUAGUAUUUCUAUCUACAAUUCUGCAUAUAAUAUCACCAACUCUACACUAUCAAGUACGCUGAACAUUUUAAGUCUUGGGACGCAGGAUAACAAUGCUGUGUAUUCGUGUGUGGCAUACGUCAAUCCGGUAUCAAGCAGUCCUUACUUAAUAAAUAAUUCUGACAGCAUUCAGAUUACUCUCCAAGUACAAGCCUUUUCAUCUGGUCAUGUUAGUUUCGAUAUAACUAAACUUCCUUCUGUGCCCACCUCUGGAGGCACCGUUAACAUCUCCUGUCAAAUCAAUGUUCCUGAAAGAUUCUAUGUCAUGCCAGACUUUGUGAGGCUGGCAUACAGUAUGAAUGGGAGCAAUGCAGUGGAUAGCACUCAAGAAGGCUACACUGAAGAGGAUCUUGUAUAUUUUACCAAAGUGGCCCUGAGUAAUAUUAACACAUCUGAUGCUACUACCUACUAUUGUGUCAUUGCUUUUAAUACAUUGGGUGUGACUGCUCAUGCAUUCACUAACCUCUCAAUGAAUCUUGCUCCUUCAACACUUGACAUUAUUCCGAGACACAAUGACUCCAUUUAUGAAAGUUCUCUCUUCUCGUUAACAUGUGAGGUUACUCUUCCUAGCAGUGUGGACACACCUGUGUCUCUCAGCUACGUAUGGCGGAAUCCAUAUGGAAGUACCAUACACUAUGACGAUAGAAUAUCAUUUUAUGUUGGACCAAGGAAUGAGACACUCAUCUUUAAUCCAAUUGAUAAUGGAGAUAGUAACUCAAUGCAAACUGAUGCUGGUCAAUAUACCUGUCAAGUUCAGGUCAUUCCAAAUAACGUGAAUGUCAAUUCAGCUAGCUAUGUAACUACUAGUGAUUCUUUAGUUAUUGAAGAUUUACCAGAGCUUGUCCUUGAGAUAACCUACUCACUUGACGCACCAGCAGAAGGCGACUCCUUGAACAUCACUUGUACAGUGACGUACCCAGAGAGUCUAAUAAUAGUCCCUACUGUGUUGUGGAGCCUUCCCAUCAGCGGGAGUUUACCUGAAACUAGGACAUCAUCAUUGACUGAAUCUCUUAUUAACGUGACAUUGAGUCUGAACCCUGUACUAUACGAUUAUAAUGGUGUUUAUUCUUGUGUGGCAGAGUACAAUGUCACCUCCUACUCAUUUGAUCAUGCCAGGAAUUCCACAGAGUAUGAAUUAGAUGUCCCAUUAAUAAUUCCAAACGUAUCGAUAACGGGUUAUCCCUUACAUGAGGGAGCGUUUGCUGCUGGAACGAAUGUACAUCUUCUCUGUAGGGUGGAUCUCAGUUUUGAAAAUAAGAAUUUAGUCAUCACUUGGUCUCACGACAACGUAACAUUAACAAACGAUAGCACGUACAUUGUUGGUCCUGUUCAGAGAGCGUCGGAUUAUUAUUACGGGAUAUUGACUAUUAAUGGUAUCAGUUUAGAUGACAAUGAAGACACAUACAAGUGUACGAGUUUAAUUUAUCACAGUAAUCAGGACACCAUUGCUACUAGCUGCGAAAGCUUCAAUGUGACUGUUUCCGAUGUACCAAUAGUGACAUUAUAUCCAAUGGAGCUUAUUGUUGGAUAUGGCAAUGAAGCUAGGUUCGAGUGUUUAUAUUCAAGUGAUAUAUCCAGCAACGUGUCUUGGUUCAAGGAUGGCCAGAGUCUCUCUCACGAGACUUAUAAUAUAUACACUAAUGGCACUCAUUCAGUCCUUACAAUUACUAGCACGACUACAGCUGAUAAUGGGACAUACUCAUGCUCAGUGAACAAUAGUAUUGGAACCACUCAAGACACCAGUGCCCUCUUGAUUGGUGUCUUAACUGUCAAUAUCUCUCCACUACCUGUAACUGUCCUUGAAUACAGGGACACAGUGAAUGUAACGUGUCUAGCAAAUAGUAAUCUUGAAAUUAAUGAUCUGAGCUACACCUGGCUUCUUGAUGGCAUAGUAAUAGAUGUAAACGAAUCUUUUAUUGAGAUCACCUACACGUCAUCAGAUCAGGUGGAUGAUAGCGGAGAGUAUCACUGUCAAGUUUCUUCUGAAACGUUAUCUUUAACUAUUGAGUCUCAGAGAACACUCAUUGCCUUGACUCCAGUGAUUGUAGCAAACCCAUUACCUGCUCUUGGUACAUUAGUUAACGAUUCAAUAAAGUUUAUAUGCAAUGCAACCGGUUAUCCGUUUCCAUCAAUAGAGUGGAGAAGAAUCAGUGUAGAGAAUGAUUUAACAACAUUGGUAGGAAUAGACAGUGUAACAAUAGAUCUUCCUUAUAAUAUUACCAAUGACUCAUCCAUUAAUGUGAAUGAAGUAUCAUCAGUACUAACACUCCAAUCAGUAGAUUAUGAUGACUUUGGAUACUAUGUUUGUAUUGCUACUCUUACCUCAAAUGAUGUUUAUGUUUUAUUUGAUAAUUCUAAUGUGACGCUAAUGGACUAUCAUGCUAUAUCAUCUACUGCAACACUGACAGUCUCUCCAUACGGAAGUGUGCAAGUUAAUCCUUCUUCUGUAACAGCAUAUUUUGGUGACACUGUUGCUUUUAAUUGUACCAGUAGAGGUGGACCUAACAAUCAGUAUGCAUGGUAUAGAGUAGCAGAGAGUAGAAAUAUUAGUGUUGGACUAAUGAAUCAACUUGAAGUUGAAAUCAAUUCUAUUGAACUAACUGCAAGAUAUUAUUGUAAUGUUACAAAUGAUGCUGGAUCAAGCAGUGCCUAUACAAUUCUUAAUGGUAAUUUAUCUGUCAGUACUAUUCCAUCAACUGCCACAGUUCUCAAUUUGGGCGAUUCAGUA